This is a messenger RNA of Astyanax mexicanus (Mexican tetra), 3559 nucleotides long. RefSeq names its product G protein-coupled receptor, class C, group 5, member Bb (gene gprc5bb). The transcript has 4 exons. Gene Ontology annotation, cellular component: intracellular membrane-bounded organelle; plasma membrane; signaling receptor complex. NCBI's taxonomy places the organism in Eukaryota, Metazoa, Chordata, Actinopteri, Characiformes, Acestrorhamphidae. Gene Ontology annotation, molecular function: protein kinase activator activity; protein kinase binding; G protein-coupled receptor activity. Gene Ontology annotation, biological process: G protein-coupled receptor signaling pathway. The record is from RefSeq and is a predicted model, not a curated record. Bases 360 to 1646 code for a protein of 428 amino acids.
AAUAGAGAAAGAGAGGGAGGUAAAGCAGAGAGAGCAGUACAGAAAGAGGGAGAGAGAGAGAGAGAGAGAGAGAGAGCGAGCAGUACAGAAAGAGAGAGAGUAAUAGAGAGAGAGAGAGAGAGAGGGUGGUCUUCUCUGGUUGUAAUGCACUCUCAGCAGACGGAGGACGGAGGAGCUCAGUGACAGAAUGAGCUUCACUCUGAGGAUCUGAAUCCACUCAGCAGGUGCUGCUCUGGGAACCGUCCCAAACUUCAGGUUCUGGAUAUGUUCCGGUUCUGUAUAUAAUCAUAUAUAAGGAGAGGAAUCCACCACUUCUGGACCUGCUGGACCUGCUGCAGCUUCAUUCUUCAUCAUAAGCCAUGGCAAUAAGCCCCGCCUUCCUCAUCCUCCUCAGUCUGAUUGGCUGCAGCGCUUCUAAGGGUGUGGCUCAGGAAGAAGCUCCACCCCCUCCUCGGGGUUGCGGUUUGAGCGUCGCGCCGGCCUAUCGUGUCCUCUGUGAUCUGGAGUCGGUGUGGGGCGUGGUGUUGGAGGCGGUGGCCUGUGGAGGCGUGGUUACGUCCAUCAUUCUCGCCACGCUGCUGCUGGCGAAGCUGAAGACGGUGACGGAGCAGGAGCGCCGCUGCGGGGUGGGUCCUCUCCUCCUGCUGCUGCUGGGCAUCGUGUGUCUCUUCGGUCUUUCCCCGGCGUUUCUGGUUGGGCGUGGCGAGGUGCUGUGUGUGGCGCGCCGCAGUCUGUUCGGCUCGCUGUUCGCUAUGUGCUUUUCCUGCCUGCUGGUUCAGGGGGUGCGACUGCGCCGCCUAGCGGCCGGAAAAAGGAGCCCGUCUGGAAGUUCUCUUUCCCUGCUGGCACUGGGGCUCACGUCGGUGCAGGGCAUGCUGGCGGGCGAGUGGCUGCUGCUCACGGUGGCGCGCGAGGGCCGCACUGCCUGCGAUUACCUGCCAGUGGACUUUGCGCUGGCAGGAAGCUACGCUCUGGGGCUGCUGCUGGCUGCCACGGCCCUGUCCCUGUGCGUGGUGCUGUGCGGUGGACGGGGGGGCGAGGAGGCGAGUAAGAGGCGGAGGGGGAAGUGGAGGUGCAACGCUGUGUGGCUCUUCCUCGCCUGCCUCGCUUCCCUCCUUCUGUGGGCUGGCUGGCUCGCUUUCUAUCUCUAUGGCAACGCAGCCUCAGCACCCCGAGCCUCCCGUCUCCGCGGCAGUGCUGCAGCCGCCGUAACCGGGGCGACGGACUGGGAUGAGCCGGCGCUCGCCCUCGCUUUGGUAACGGUCGGCUGGUCGCUCCUGCUGUUCUACGCCAUACCGGAAACACACCUGUGCCUGAGGCAGCCGGCCAAUCAGAGGAGCGACGAGGCUGGGCAGGAUUCCUACUAUGACGCGCGCCAGCCACCCACAACCUCGCAGAGUUACCAUGACGAUGAGGCACCUGCGUCCAAUCACAGGUCGGGGUACGCAGAAAGGCAGGCCUUCACUGUGGAGGAGCAGCACACCGCAGCUGUACAGGCUGGAGGGUAUCAUGCUGGAGUAAUAAGGCCGGUGCUUCCAUUCCGGAGUCAUGUGUAUCAGCCCACUGAGAUGGCUGUGCUGAUGAACGGAGGAGCGGUGAGUAUUCCCACCGCUCCCCCAAACUACACAGGACGGCAUCUGUGGUGAAACCAGCACCACCAAAACUCAGCCCACCUGUACCUGGACAAAAUGCACCUUAGCUGAGAUCACAGAGGCGAGAGGAUGCGUGGAGAUGAUCUAAUCGAUGUAUUCCAGUACUCUUCAAGCUGUGCCCAAGAGCUCUUUAAUAUUGUAAUAAUUACCUGUAGAUGACGUACAGUAUCUGGACAUGAGUGCUGUGUUAUUCAGUGUUGAUGAGGCAGUGAUGAUGCACUGGAUGGUCAUGGUCACUGUCGCUUCUCCGCAGUGAGAGAUAAGAGAGAUGACUCUGAGACGAAGGUACUGUAUUGAUAUUUUAAUCGAGCCAUUUCUGCCUGUUUUUAAAAAGCACUAUUUGGGAUAUGUUUACCAAUAAUUCUUUGGGAUACAAUUAGGGAUACACUUACCAAUAAUACUUUAAUAAUGACAUACGUUUAAUAAUAUUGAUUAAUAAUAAUUUAUAUAUAUAUUUUUUUCUCUUCUCAAACAUUCUGUUUUUGGCUUAUUUGUUUAUAUGAGUAGUUACAGUGGUGCUUAAAAGUGCGAUUUUCUAAAAAUCCAUUUGGAUUUUUCUGCAUAUUAGAAAGUUAGAGACCCAUGGGUUCAGACCCAUGAUACUUCCACCACCAUGUUUCACAGAUGGCACUUUAUCGCUAAGGCAGCCAUAUUGACUACGGCCCCAAACUGCAUCACGAUGAGGCUGAGUAUGAUAAUACUGACCCAUCAGGAAGACACUAAUUAUCCAGCAAUAAACAGCAAAUUGUCUCCCAUCACCUACCCCCAAAAAAUCCAAAGAUCUAUUUUAGCCUUAUUCUACUCUAGUUUUACUCUAGUUCUUUUUUUAAAGAAGCAUCCCUUAUUUGCACACAAUUUACAUUAGUUGUUCUCCUGAUUUGUGAUAAAGGCCUUCAGUUGCUUAGAAGAUACAUUGGGUUCCUUAGGGACCUCCUGGACUAUUACACAGCUUGCUUUUGCUGUAAUAUUUGGUGGUCUAUAACUCAUCCUGGAAUAAUGGUCUUAAAUUUCUUCAAUUUUUUCACAAUAUGCCUGAACAUGGUUUUCACUUUUAGGACUUGUUUAAUUUAAGGUCAAUUUAAGGACAUUUCUGCAGAAAUAUUGACAUUAUUCGCAAACUUUCAAGCACCACUGCAAAUCUGUCUAUUAGUGGCUACUUAGUUAUAUAUUUAUUAAUCUGAAGAUGGAAACAUCUUUCUCUUGUUUACCAGCAUUUUUUUACCCUCUUUAACUCACAUCUCUUGAUCUGUUGCUUUUGUAAAUGGUAAAUAGUCAUGAUCAUUGAUCAUUUUUGAUAAGUCUGAUGUUUUUUCUCAAUUUUUUCCCCCUGUUGUUGUUAUCAUGUACUUAUGCUCUUCAGGGAUGUGUUUAUGUGCACUUUAAGAUGAAAGAUGAUGCUGUACCGCAGAAAUCUGUCCAUUUUUUUCCUCUUGAAUAGUGAAUUUUUUAACUGGAUGAAAGUGAGACAUUUUUAAAACGUUUGUAGCUAUUUCGUGAGUAGCCUUUCGUGGUGUUCUGAAUAAUCCGCAGGCUGUUUUAUGGUACAGGAAAGUGAGUAGCACUUUAAACAGACGUUCACGUGUCUCGUCAGUGCUAUCGUGGAUAAUUUGAUAGUUUGAUCACGUGUCAGCGGUGUAUAUUAUAUUCGCACGCUUCGACGAAGACGAAGACGAUGGCAUGGGGCUGCUGGACGUUGCUCUGGGCCGUGAUUGGUCCACUGAAGAUCUGGAUUUAGACUCACAGAGAUUAAAGACUGGUGAGAUGUUGCUUCACAAGGUUGUUUUUUCUGUGGCAAAUAGUUUUAACUUUAGUGAUGAUAAAAGACCUGGUUUUGAGUUGUUGUAUAAGUAACAUAAGCAUUCAGAAAAGUGCUGAAUGCGAUUGUGAUUAAUAAACAAUGCAGUUUA